Messenger RNA from Zingiber officinale, 456 nucleotides. Its product is annotated as THO complex subunit 4B-like. Bases 1 to 456 code for a protein of 151 amino acids. The transcript has 3 exons. NCBI's taxonomy places the organism in Eukaryota, Viridiplantae, Streptophyta, Magnoliopsida, Zingiberales, Zingiberaceae. The record is from RefSeq and is a predicted model, not a curated record.
AUGUCGGGCGCCCUCGACAUGUCCCUCGAUGACAUAAUCAAAUCAAGCAAGAAGACUACUGGCGGCGGACACGGGCGGGGCCAUGAGGCCGGCGGGCCGUCCCGUCGCGUGCCCAACAGAACGGCUAACCGAUCCGCCCCUUACUCCUCCGGGAAGGUACGUGCUUUGAGGAUUUCCUGCGGCUGCCGGAUCCGGGCUUCCUACCGACCACCCGAUUGCUCCCAACUCGGUGUGGCAGCACGACAUGUACUGACGGCGCAAGCAGGCGGUUUUCCUGCUCCGACGGCGAGGGCUUCCUCUAUAGAUAUCGACACCAAACUGUAUAUCUCGAAUUUAGAAUUCGGAGUGUCGAAUGAGGACAUUAAGCCUAAGGAGGAAGAGGAAGCGGCCUUGUGGAGCGAGACUAAUGGAGUGAGGCCUGCAGCAUUUAGAAUUUCCAUAGCAUCACUCUCGUGA